Gilbertella persicaria is the source of this 1510-nucleotide messenger RNA. Its product is annotated as uridine-cytidine kinase 1-like 1. Gene Ontology annotation, cellular component: cytoplasm. The transcript has 15 exons. The record is from RefSeq and is a predicted model, not a curated record. Gene Ontology annotation, molecular function: kinase activity; ATP binding. Lineage: Eukaryota; Fungi; Mucoromycota; Mucoromycetes; Mucorales; Choanephoraceae. Bases 25 to 1428 code for a protein of 467 amino acids.
GUUCUUUUCUUUUAUAUUUUUAUAAUGAUUAGCAAUAAAAAGACACUUCAUUUAGAGUCACAAGGAAGAAAGCCUUGGUAUCACGCUGAUGGUUCUAUUGCUGAUCCUUAUAUGAUUGGUAUCGCAGGUGGUAGUGCUAGUGGAAAAACAAGUGUAGCCGAACGUAUCUUGAAAAACUUGAAUGUACCUUGGGUUGUGAUCAUUUCAAUGGAUUCAUUUUACAAUAUUCUGUCCCCUGAGGACAGUAAAUUAGCACACCAGAAUCGAUUUGAUUUUGAUCAUCCUUCUGCACUCGAUUAUGACUUGUUGUACGAGACUUUGGUCAAAUUGAAAGAAGGCAAGUCAGUCACUGUACCUAUUUAUAACUUCAGUACACAUUCAAGAGAAGAAAAGACAACGACUAUUUAUGGCGCCAAUGUUAUCAUCUUUGAAGGUAUUCUCGCCUUGUAUGAUAAGCGAAUUAGAGAUUUAAUGGAUGUCAAGAUUUUUGUUGAUACCGAUGCUGAUAUCCAAUUGGCCAGAAGAAUUCAAAGAGAUACACUGUUACGUGGUCGUGAUGUGGGUGGUAUUCUCGAUCAAUAUACCAGAUAUGUCAAGCCAUCAUUUGAUAACUAUGUGAGACCCAGUAUGAAGCACGCUGAUGUGAUCAUCCCAAGAGGUCUAGAGAAUGCCAUUGCUAUUGAUCUCAUCACAAAACAUAUUCAAAGCCAACUUCAAGAAAACAUUAUCAAUUUGCGUUGGGGACUUGUAGAUACCCCUGUGAGUGAUAAAAUACCUGACACAGUCAACAUCUUGCCUCCUACCAACCAAAUGAAGGGCAUUCAUACCAUUUUAAGAAAUCAUAGAACACCUAGAGAUGAAUUUGUGUUUUAUGCCGAUCGUCUGGCUGUUAUGCUGAUGGAAUUUGCUAUCAGUUACCUUCCUUCUACCCCGCAUACAGUUACAACACCUGUAGGUGCUGAUUAUCAUGGUCUUAAAUUUGUUCAAAAGAUUUGUGGUGUUUCUAUUUUACGUGCUGGUGGCACUAUGGAAGCUGGUCUGAAGCGUGUAUUCAGUGAUGCUGUUAUUGGCAAAUUAUUGAUUCAAACAGACCCUCUUACAGGUGAACCCGAACUUCAUUAUUGUAAAUUACCCAAAGAUCUUGUCGACUAUGAUAUUAUUUUGAUGGACGCUAUGGUUGGGACAGGUGCUGCUGCAUUAAUGGCGAUACGUGUUUUACUAGACCACGAAGUCCCUGAAGAUCGCAUCAUUUUUGUCUCCUACCUUGCUACUCAAGUUGGCUUGACGGUGAUUACAAAUGCAUUCCCCCGUGUCAAGAUUGUCACUUCAAUGGUUGAUCCUAACCUUAACAAGGAAAAGCUUUGGAUUGAACCUGGUAUUGGUAACUUUGGAGAUCGCUAUUUCGGUACUGAAGAAGACGAAGAAUAGAUAGAAUAAAAAUAUAAAUAUAAAAAAAUAUAAAAAAUAAUCAUCUAGUUAGUUUAUUAAAAAUAUUAUCAUUGGUUAGUAU